UUCAAAAGGACCACACUAGGCUAAAUUCUGGAUCUAGUGAAUGACUUUUCUGGAACGCUGCAUGAUAUAGGCUACUGCGCAAGCCGUUGCCACAGCGGGAUGAAUAUAUUUUCCAGUGGGACAGCCGCGCUCUCACCGGUUCAGUCCACUAUGGAACUUAAAAGGGAUGACUGGCAAAGGACCGAAGGAGAAAGAAAACAUCACAAGUCUCAGCAUGACGGAUGACAGAAGUGCGAUGUUACAUAUUCUGGAGGAACCCCGGAUGCGCGCAGAGGAGGAAAGACUUCGAACUUUCCAAAACUGGCCCGUUGACGCACCAGUUACUUCUGGUGACCUUGCUAAAGAGGGAUUCUUUUUCUCAGGAUCCGGGGAUAAGGUUCAAUGUUUCUGCUGUGGUGGCAUUCUUAGAUAUUGGGUUCAUGGGGACAGUCCACUUGUUGAGCACAAGAGGCACUUUCCAACCUGUAGUUUUGUUUUGGGGAGAGCCGUGGGUAAUAUUCCAUUAUACGUUGCGCCUGGGUCCCCUGACUUGGUUGACGGUCAGUUGUUGAGCCAGCUUCAAAGGAUGACCGUGGAUGACCAAGGAGCGGCUGGACAGGCAGUGUACCCCGAGAUGGAGGGUGAAGAUUCCCGACUGACCACCUAUCAUAACUGGCCCACAGGCGCUUCGGUCCAACCAGAUGUUCUUGCAAGGGCAGGGUUUUUCUAUACAGGUCAUGGUGACAAUGUCAAAUGCUUCUACUGUGAUGGAGGGUUGAGGAACUGGGAACCAGGGGACGACCCCUGGCAGGAACAUGCCAAGUGGUUCCCACGAUGUGAGUUUCUGAUACAGACGAGAGGGCGGGAGUAUGUCAGUAACAUUCAGGACAACCACUUCCACAUUGGUGAAACCGUGGGUGGAUCUCAAAUGCCCAUAGCCAGAGACAUCAACUCAGGAAACGAUGUGGGAGGCCUGGCAGCUUCGUCGGCCAUGCUGUCACCUGUAGUUCAGACGGUCUUGGGGAUGGGCUUUGAGGCCAGCCUGGUGGAGAGCCUGGUCCAGACCAAGUACUUACUGACUGGGCAGCACUACAUCUCUGUGUCUGAACUGGUGACUGACGUCCUGCAGGCAGAGGAUGACGACAGGCAGAGAGGACCACAGAGCAGAGAGCCAGAGGUUAGACAGGGACCCAGCACAGGAGGGGUGAGGACACAGACACUGGGCAGGGAGAAAGCAAUGAGGGAGCCCAGUCCAGAGGAGCUGCUGCGUCAGUUGCAGGAGGAGCGCACCUGUAAGGUGUGUAUGGACAAGCUGGUGUCCAUCGUCUUCAUCCCCUGUGGACACCUGGUGGUGUGUAGCGACUGUGCCACCAGCCUGCGCCACUGCCCCAUCUGCAGAGCUGUCAUCAGGGGCAGUGUUCGGGCUUUCAUGUCCUGAGGCACACUACUCACCACAGUACCAACAACUAGCAUCUUUCAGAUUACUUUCAACGGGAGAGGACAACUGCACCCCUUCUAAAUAGUCAUGUUAGCUUAUUAGAAGAAUCAUCUCAGGAUACUAGUUACCUUACAUUUCCAUCUAACCUAAGUCACUCUGCUGUUGAGAUUCCUAUUCACACCACCAACACAAUUCUGUUAAGAUGUCUGUGUUUGAUUUCAAGUGAUAAGAAUAAACAUAUGUGCAGUGUAUGAAUACUAGUGUUUUGUCUUUACUGAAAUCUUUGCACACAUGGGAAGCAUGUGAUCUAAUCAAUUUGACAAUUCAUUUGCAUAACAUAUACACAGCACCACAUUCCUCCCACAAACAAACCAAUGUCGUUAAAAGUACACAUUUCUUAUUUAAUAGCAAACAGCUAUUUACAUUAACGCAAAUCACUGUGUUGGCCAAAUCGGAUUACACCACUGGAUCACAUGGAUCUGGGACUACAGAGGACAUUAAACAUAGGAGAGAGUCCUAUACAAUGGAACAGAAUGACCUACAAACGAGGAAUUUAUUUUCAGUUAUACCCAGUCCUCAACCACCAUCCCAACUACACUGUAGCUGUUUCAGUUUGCAUGGAUGAGCUGGAUUCCAAGUUUACCUGUGUUGAUACAUGGGACUGUUCAAGGAUCUCUAAUAUUUGGCAAGAUUAUAGGGCUAGUGUUUGCUACUUAGUAAUAACCAUGGCCAUAAACAUUUAAUGAAAGUAUUGAUAGACCUAUUAGUUGUUGCAACAUUAAUAUUGCACAUAUAAAUGUGACAUUUUGACCCCAAACACCUACAGUUGCUUGCCAGUUAACUAAAAUAUAUGUACAUUACAAUGUGUUAAAUUUGUGUUUGAGCCGAAGUUAACAAUCUUCACAGUGACAAGUCACCAUAAAGGUCAAUUAAGCAAGUUGGAAUACAUCAGUGAUUUUCAAACUUUCAGUCUAGACGAGAAGCUUUGGCAGUGAACACAACUGACCAUCACACAUGGAUGUUUACCGCAGGUGUUUAGACAAAGAACAACCAAACAGUAUGCUUCUCAUGUCCUCUGUUCAAGGACCCUUUGAUGAAGUAAAAAGCAUAGCUUUGAUUAAAAAA
Hypomesus transpacificus is the source of this 2542-nucleotide messenger RNA. It is a transcript of the gene birc7, whose product is annotated as baculoviral IAP repeat containing 7. The record is from RefSeq and is a predicted model, not a curated record. NCBI's taxonomy places the organism in Eukaryota, Metazoa, Chordata, Actinopteri, Osmeriformes, Osmeridae. Gene Ontology annotation, biological process: positive regulation of protein ubiquitination; negative regulation of apoptotic process; regulation of cell cycle. Gene Ontology annotation, molecular function: cysteine-type endopeptidase inhibitor activity involved in apoptotic process; ubiquitin protein ligase activity. Gene Ontology annotation, cellular component: cytoplasm; nucleus. The transcript is spliced from 8 exons. Bases 167 to 1417 code for a protein of 416 amino acids.